This is a messenger RNA of Symbiodinium necroappetens, 891 nucleotides long. The record is from the annotation of a GenBank genome assembly. NCBI's taxonomy places the organism in Eukaryota, Dinophyceae, Suessiales, Symbiodiniaceae.
AUGAAGGAGGGUAAUGGCAAAUGCAAGGGCUUCGGCUUCGUGUGCUUCUCCUCUCCGGACGAAGCCACCAAGGCGGUUACCGAGAUGCACCUCAAGGUCGUGAAGGGAAAGCCUCUGUACGUGGGCCUGGCAGAGAAGCGUGACGUCCGAGCCGAGCGCCUGCGUCAGCGCUACUCCCCUGGCGGCAUGGGCAAGGGCAUGGGAGGAAAAGGAAAGGGUGGAAAGGGCGGUAUGGGCAUGGGCGGCAUGGGCAUGGGUGGUAACCAGAUGUACGGUAGCCCGAUGGGCGGCAUGGGUGGUCCCAUGGGAGGUCCGCCAAUGAUGGGCAUGGGUGGCAUGGGCAAAGGCAACAUGAUGGGCCAGGGCGGACCGAAUCCAGGAAUGAUGGGUCAGAAGGGCAAGGGCAUGCCGAGCAUGCCAAUGAACCCUCAGAUGAUGGGAAUGGGUGCCAUGGGCAAGGGCAUGCCUGGUGCAAUGGGAAUGCCCGGAGCAAUGGGCAAAGGAGGCAUGCCGAUGCCAAUGGGCCCCAUGGGCCCAAUGGGCCCAAUGGGAAUGAUGAGACCCGCCAUGCCUCAAAUGCCGAUGAUGCGCCCAGGUAUGCCUGCCCCAAUGCCGCAGCCUACGCAGCCGGCACCCGCCGCCAACCCAGGAUCUGGGGGGCAGCAACUGACAGCUGCAGCCCUCGCCGCUGCUGCACCGCCAGUGCAGAAGCAGCUGAUUGGCGAGCGUCUGUUCCCGGCCAUCUCCAAGUACCAGCCAGAGCUGGCAGGUAAGAUCACAGGCAUGAUGCUCGAGAUGGACAAUUCUGAACUGUUGAUCUUGUUGGACAGCGAGCCCCAGCUCAAAGCCAAGGUGGACGAAGCAAUGCGCGUGCUCGAGCAAGCCAAGUAA